Molecule: messenger RNA, 1517 nt
Organism: Carya illinoinensis
Lineage: Eukaryota; Viridiplantae; Streptophyta; Magnoliopsida; Fagales; Juglandaceae
Product: peter Pan-like protein
Exons: 8
Coding region: 288-1337 (349 amino acids)
Biological process (GO): rRNA processing; ribosomal large subunit assembly
Cellular component (GO): preribosome, large subunit precursor
Molecular function (GO): rRNA binding
Source: RefSeq, a predicted model, not a curated record
CCGUUUCGAGAUGUGACUUCUACGACGCUUCAUGUUUCAGUCUCAAAUCCCGCUUCAAGUUCAACCCCGUUAGGUUCCUAAGUUCCUAACAGCCGGCCCUCACACCUCAUUGCCCUUCUCAACUCUUGCCGCCCCCGAGCUCUCGUCACGUAGCCGGCCGCCCCCACUCCCACCUCUCUCAGUCUCCUCCUCUCUCAGAGUCUCAAAUCGCACCCAGUCUCUCACGCCGCCCCCACUCCCACCUCUAAGGUGUGCAAGUUAUUUAAUCGGGAAGGAUUCUUGGAAGCAUGGCUCGGUUAAAAAAUAAGAAAAAGGUGUUUGUGAAGCCGGUUGCUAAGAAGAAGCAACCUACUGUGGAUCAUAUCACUGGCAGUAAGAUUCCAAUGAGCUUUGUGUUUUCAAGAGGGAAGUUGCCUGGUCCUCUCCGACAACUUCAAAUGGAUUUGAGAAAGUUGAUGCUUCCAUAUACUGCCCUCAAUCUCAAGGAGAAGAAACGAAAUAAUCUCAAAGACUUUUUGAAUGUUGCUGGUCCUAUGGGCGUAACACAUUUCCUCAUAAUCUCAAAAACUGCAACAGCACCCUACUUGCGGGUUGCAAGGACCCCACAGGGCCCCACCCUUACAUUUAAAAUACACGAAUACUCGUUGGCUGUUGAUGUUGCUCAAUCUCAACUGCGUCCUAGAUGCCCUCAAGAUCUUUUCAAAAAUGCUCCUUUGAUUGUUCUUUCCGGUUUUGGUACUGGUGAUCAGCACCUAAAGCUCACAACAAUAAUGUUUCAGAACAUUUUUCCCGCCAUUGAUAUAAACACUGUCAAGCUUUCAUCUUGCCAGAGAAUUUUGUUGCUUAAUUACAACAAGGACACAAAGCUUAUUGAUUUUCGGCACUAUUCCAUAAGAUUACAGCCUGUUGGUGUCUCCCGUAAAAUUAGGAAAUUUGUGCAGAACCAUCAAGUCCCCGAUUUGAGGAAUCUUCAAGACGUGAGUGACUUUGUCACAAAGGCUGGGUAUGGAUCAGAAAGUGAAGCAGAUGAUGAAGCAGCGACUGUGACUCUGGCUAGUGAUCUUGGCAGAGUUAAUCGGGCAUCUACAAAAAGUGCUGUCAAGCUUCAAGAGAUUGGACCCAGAAUGACGCUUCAACUCAUCAAGAUUGAGGAAGGAUUGUGUUCUGGUGGAGUCAUCUUCAGUGAAUAUGGAAGUGGUGAUGGCAAGAAAAAGCAGGACAACGAAGAAGAUCCUGAAGACCAGGAAGACAAGGAUGAAGACCGGGAAGAUAUUGUCCAAGAUGAGGAAGAUCAUGAGGAAAAUAUUGUUGAAGAUGAUGAUGAAGAUGUAGAGUAGCUACUCGCCAAGUUGGGGAUUGAAGUGGAAGUUUUCGUUGGCAUUUGAAGGGAAUCUCUGUAUCUAAUAUCUAUAUCGAUUGGGAAAUACUUUAAAGAGUAUUGCUCACUGGAGAGAGGGAUGUCUCUCCUCGGCGCUGUUGCCCACUAUCUUAAAUAUCAUGUUUAAUGUUAUGAUCUA